This is a messenger RNA of Bolinopsis microptera, 1188 nucleotides long. RefSeq names its product ectoine hydrolase-like. The transcript is spliced from 2 exons. The record is from RefSeq and is a predicted model, not a curated record. The coding region runs from base 34 to 1137 and encodes 367 amino acids. NCBI's taxonomy places the organism in Eukaryota, Metazoa, Ctenophora, Tentaculata, Lobata, Bolinopsidae.
UUCAACAGCCGGCUGGAGAAAGUCAGGGAGAGAAUGUCUGAGGAGAAGGUGGAUCUGAUGAUCUUAUCUAACAUGGAACAUAUCUUCUACCUCUCCAAUUACCAGACAGUCGGGGGAUGCGUGCAGGUGCUGCUGGUGACACAGGACGACAUCCACAUCGUCACAAGGGAACUGGAGGCUACGAACGCUGAGAUGCGAUCUCACGUGGCUUACUCGUUCUACGACGAGUCCCAGGACCCUAUAGACAUUAUUGCCAGUACAGUUAAAGGCAGGUACGGUAGUGACACUGCUACUAUAAUCGGACUUGAGUUCAACACAACUAGACUCGCUUACAACCAGGUCAACCAACUCCAGAAAGAACUGCUGAAGAUCUUCCCGCGCGCCACUUUCUCCGACAUCUCCCUCCAGGUAUCCAGACUGAGACUAGUAAAAUCCCCACUAGAGAUCUCCAAUGUAAAGCGAGCAGCGGGAAUAGUGCACGCGGGUCUCCAGGCCGGUAUUGGGACGGUGUGUGCAGGUAUGAUGGAGACGGAAGUGGGAGGGAAGGUGUUGGAGAAGAUGUGUAGAGAGGGGUGUGAGUACACGGCGUACCCUGUCUUCUUGUGCAGCGGGGAGACUGGCUGUAUGGGCCAUUACACUCCCACUCAGAUGCUGGUGCAGGAACAUGACAUUGUGUUCUUUGAGAUAGGAGGUUGCUUUAAGAGGUACCAUGCAGCCAGAAUGUACAGUGUUUAUGUGGGAGAUGAAGUUCCGGAGUGGUUCACUGCAGCUGAGAAGCUGAUCAGGAAGGCAGUGAGUGUGGGGCGGCAGAUGAUGAAACCAGGGGUAGCAGCUAAAGAAGUAGAUGCAGCUAUGAGAGACAUUAUAUCUCACUACCCCUACCCUCACAAGCAGUCGGAGCGAGCGGGCUACUCUAUAGGGAUAGGGUUCUACACUGACUGGAGCAACUCUCAGUUCUUCAUCCACCCUACUUCAGAGGAACUGUUCCAGGAAAACAUGACUAUUCAUCUCAUACCCUGGAUACAGUUACCAGGAAAAGGAGCAGUCGGGUUCUCUGAUACUGUAUUAGUGACCAGUCAGGGGGGUGAGUCACUCUUUGAGGGGCACUUCUACAAGAGGGGGGACAAGUGGGUUUAGUGUACCCGCCACGAGUAUUUGAGUAUCGUUUGAAACUUAAUUUCAGUUUUA